AGUGUAAUAUUGUUUAUUUUAAUUUUCAGCGUAUUUUCGGGGCUCUCACUGAUGAUGAAUUUCCUCCGCAUUACCUCUACUUACGUUUAACUUGUUUUCUAAACCAUUAUUUUGACGUUAAAGUCGUAAUUUAUCCCUUCAAAAUGUGAGGAGUUUGAAGAUGCCAGAUAGAAGACUUCCAGGGGAAAUACGAGGGGGUGUUGCUGUGGCUUUCCAACAAUGUGUUUAAAAUGAAACAGCAUGCAGGGAACAGUAAACCACCUCCAGCCCGAAGUGCAAGUUAUGCUCGAGCCCAUACUGAGCAUUUGGCACACCAUAAUCUUCUCUCCAUGGAUUUAUGUGACAGUGGUUUUAUGGUGACCUCUGAGAAUUGUGGUGAUAUUUCACCAUCCCAUGGAGACAAAAUUUCUGGGAAAGUGUCUUCAAAAGACAUAAAUGAAUGUAUUUCAGGAUGGCUCUCAUAUCUUCAGAAUUUGAAUGCCCUAUGUGGAUCUGGCUCUCGCUUGUCACACAGCCUGGGCUCCCUCCUUCCCCCAGAGCAUCAGUCUGCCUGUGGAGGGAGAGCUGUACAAUGCCAAGCUGCUUGGGAUGACCUAUCUAAAGUGGUAGCAGCUACAAGUAGCAGUAUUCGCUCUCAGGUAGUGCAGGCACUACAGGAGCUGAAUGGUCAAAGUCCGGGAGCUGCAUCCAACCAAGAGGCUGGACAGGUGCUGGCACCUGCCCAACAAGCAGUAGUAUGUCACAGCUUAAUGACAAUGAUAAGUCUCCAAUAUCAAUUUUGCAUGGCCUGCUGUGAAUGUUUGGGAAUGAUGGCACCCUGUCACUGUUGUGUGGGCGGAGAUUCAAACCAGCAAAAAGCUCAUGACUCUGAUUGUAUUGUGACUACUCUUCAACAUUAUUUCAAUCGAUUGUAUGUGCCAUCAACUCCAACAUCUAGGAGUCCUCUACUUUUUCCUCUCUGGCCUCUCCAGAGUCCUCAAAGACGUUGGUCAGAAGCAGCAGCUCGUGAAGUAUCAGGGUCUGGAAUCGGUGAUACACUUACAGCUGAGGAUGGAGGGAUGCGACGUUGGUCAAUGCCAUGGGAUUCUAGUGGUCAGAAUGAGCAGCAUGGUCAGUGGACUGGUCGGUUGUAUCAAAAGGACAAAUUGACUGUCCCGGGAGGUAUUGCAUCACAAGAAAGAAGCAGAUCAACAACUCCAGAAUCUUUGUGGCAAACGUCUAUGGCUAGUCAAGAAGAACUUUCAGAUGUGAUUUCUCUUUUAUCAUGCAAACCUAAUCAACCACUACAAUUGCACCAGCCUAGCCACCAUAUUCCAGGUGUAACUUUGACAGGCUGCAGUCAAAACAGCCCAUCUCCAAGUCACCAACCAACUUGGGUGAGCCCGGCUGGGGGAAGUCCAAAUGAAGAUCGAAUGAGUUUACGCCAUGGAAGUGGUUCUCCAGCUGGUCUGGGAACAAGUCCAGGAAGAUUAUCCCCACACCAACAUCAAAGUGGGCAACAAAAUACUUCCCAUCAGCAGCCAACACACCAGUCCCAUAUUGCAAUGGGGUGGACUGAGUCCAGCUCUGUUGGCUCUCAACAUCACCCACCAGACAUUGCUCGUAAAGGCAGCUCUUCUGACUCCUCAUCUUUGUCUUCAUCUCUCUCAUUGCAUAGAAGCUCAACUUCCAGCUCAGAUACUGGAAUGGAAAAUCGAUCACAUUUAUAUUCAAUGUGGAGUGGUGCAGACCUACCAUUCAUAAAACUUCCUGAAAACAGCGAGCUUCGUGAAUAUCCUAUAAGUCCUCGUGGGAGUCCCAACAGUCAACGUUAUCCACAGUGAAUUAUCAUUGUUAUGUUUUCGUAUUCGUUGGGCAGGUCCCACGUUGAGAUCAUUGAGAAUGGGCAGGUCCCAUGUGUAAUAACAUACAGGCUUUGCUUUUCUAUUCUAUUUGAAAUAAGUCUGUAUGUUUUAGAGGGUUUGCCUCUAGUGAUUUUCUUUCCUACAAUUUUUUACAUUUACUUUUUUUUCUAAAUUUUUAAGAAGUAACAAGUUGUUUUUGGUUUUGGUCUUGCUACAAAACACUUAUUAUGUUCAUUGGUAUGUACUUGGUGAGGAAGAAUAAGUGGGGUAUGUCCAAAUGUCAUGUCAUGUGUUUCCUGUGGUUGCAGCAGAUAUUAAGAUUAUGAAGAUUUAAUUUAAGUAAAGGGAUAAUCCAUCCAUUGCCAUUCAUUUGUGUUUUUUUUUUUAUUUUCAUUAUCUUAAUUAUCAAUCAAAAGAAGAAGAUGGAAAACUUUUGACUUAGUGUGGGCUGGUCCCACAACCCUCAGGUAUGCAAUAAUCUUUUGUACUUAGCUUUUAUCUAUGAACAGAAUACGUGAGUAUACAGUAUUUGCAGUUGUAUGUGUUUUGAAUAAGUAUAAAAAACUAUAUAAAUAUACAUUAAGUACAAAUGUAAUCAGGUUUCUUUUAACCCACAUUGCUGCUUAAGUGAAUGUGCUCUGAUCCACUUAUGACAACUGUAAGUUUUGACGGCUUGUCCUUAAGUCUGUGAGAGACUUGCCUCUUGCUAAAGUGUCUAUAAUCUCCCUCUCCCUGUCCCAACUUCGCUCACAGCGCUCAAAGGGCACAUUCUCCUGAAGUUAAAUUGAUAUUGGAAAGAUUCUUUACAACAAUACUGUACUGUCUGAGCUGCAAUAACUGGUAGAUCUCACCAAGGAACCAUUCUUGGUACCAGUUGGUUGUUGCUGUAAUUUAAAUUUCUUUUUAAUUAUCUUAUUAUAAAGUUUGUGCCAUGUUGACAACUAUUUCACCCUUAAUUGCUUUAAAGUACUGGUAAUUACCUUUAAAGUAUGAAAUAUAAUACUCACUAAACUUGAAUACUCAAAAAUGGGGGAAUGUUGUUUGAUUCUUAAGGUUUAGUCUUCUUGUGUUACACUCGGUGGGUGAUUUGCACAAUCCUUUUCUUCUAGUUAUACUGAACCAGAUUCAGGUGUACGGACAGGUGACAUAGGUGACAUAUUCACACUGAGUCAUAAGUCGCCACAGUAUGGGCAAUAAUAGGCAAGCCCUCUCGCACACCUGAAUCCCACAUAGUUUAACUGGGGAAAAAAAGACGGCGCGAAUCAACCACCCUGUAUGUUGUACAAGUUUUCUUAUCUAAAAAAGUCCUGAAAUAUGGAUUAAAUUUAUCAGGAUGGUAAUAGAAAAAAUUGAGCGGAACAAUAAGUUUUUAGGUUUGGCUUGUUUUAUAUCCUUCUUUUUUGACUAAAAAGAACAAAAUACUGAAAGCCUAAUGCUUCUUGUAUCUGCAUGAAAUGUCUAAUUUUUUUUCUCCUAUUUUGAGGGAGCGUCCUUUGUACUUUAAUUCUUGAUUAAUCUUUUUGUUUCUCUGGAUUUUAGGUAGAGCAUUGACAUAAAGCUGUUAUAGUCUCCUGUUUCAGCUUAAAAUUCGCAACAAAUUAAUAGAUCAUAUGAAAAAGUAGAUCAAAAGGAAAGCCCAAUUUCACUUGAGGGGUUGCCUUUGUUCGUGAUUAUAAUUUUAUUUCUCCCUCUAAAAUAUCCUUAUAAUAAUAAACCUAUAAUUAGUAAAUGGUUUCUUAAGGGUAACUGAGAUCUUCCCCCUACAACUUACUAUUUAUAAGCUCUGAUACAUGCCUGGAAACAUUGACUGCAAUUACUCUAGUCCUUUAUAAAUCAUGCGCACAUUUGGUUCAAUCCUAGUAUUACAUUUUUUAUACUUAUUCUUCCUAGUUGUUUGUAUUGUGUUCCUACAUUCAGUAUGUGUUUGCUUUAAGAACUCACCUUUUCUUUUGUGAUGUUACUGUAGUUUGUCUACUAGUUUUACUUCAUUCAAAGAUUUUAUCUGGAUUUGAAUUUAUUCUGUUUUCAUGCCGGUCAGUCGCACCGAAACCAUGUGUUAUGUAUGUAACUAUGCUCAUCAUAUGAUUAUCAAUCGAAAAAAACAAAAGCAAAAAAAAAAAAAAAGUUACUUUUUUUUCUUUACUUGAGCAUUUUAAGAGCCAUCUUUUAUUGAUACAAUUCUUAUUUAAAAGUUAGCACAAAAUCAAAAUGAUUUCUACUUUGGCUGUGACCCCAGGAUUCAUUUAUUGCUUUCGGCCAUCCAGGUUCUCCUCAAAUCAUUAAUGAAUCUACAGUCAGAUAUUUAAGGCAGCUGUAUUAUCUAGUCUGAGAUUUUAGGCCUUAGCCUAUUACAUGUAAUUGUGCUGUAAAACAACAAACUAAAAAGAAAACUUUGAAAGGUGAAUGAGCAAUACGUGAAGUUCAUUAAUUGGAAGACGGAAUCACCCUUGCAAUCAAGGUGUUGUCAGAAACACCAUUUGACUGCCCAUAUACUUGCCUAGUUAUGAUAAUACUAUACUUUAAUGUGGAGUCCCUCCUCAAAAUUGAGAUCACGUGACGCAAUAUGGGGCUUAUGACUAGAUCAAACCAAUUUUGAGGGGAGAUUAAUUUUUACUUUAUUGAAUUCUAAUUCACAAGAGACUUCAAUGUUUAUGUGCAGUCAUUAUUUUUUUUAUUUUUUUUAUAUAUUGGCUUAAAACAUAUUUGCGGACACUUGCUGCUCAGUUCACACCAUUGAAGCUUUAACAUGUUUGAUCCAGUAAAAUGUUUUGUUCAUUUACAUUAUUCAUUAUUAUGAAUCAGCUUAAGUUUGUCUGUUGAAAUACUGCAAUACAAAUACUAUUGUCACUUUGUAGAAAUAUUAUACAAAAUACAGGAUUUUCAGAGAAUCAUAA
Messenger RNA from Frankliniella occidentalis (western flower thrips), 4738 nucleotides. RefSeq lists its product as uncharacterized. The transcript is spliced from 10 exons. The record is from RefSeq and is a predicted model, not a curated record. Bases 231 to 1823 code for a protein of 530 amino acids. Lineage: Eukaryota; Metazoa; Arthropoda; Insecta; Thysanoptera; Thripidae.